Molecule: messenger RNA, 1130 nt
Organism: Pimephales promelas (fathead minnow)
Lineage: Eukaryota; Metazoa; Chordata; Actinopteri; Cypriniformes; Leuciscidae
Product: lipopolysaccharide-induced tumor necrosis factor-alpha factor homolog
Cellular component (GO): nucleus; cytoplasmic side of lysosomal membrane; cytoplasmic side of late endosome membrane
Molecular function (GO): zinc ion binding
Source: RefSeq, a predicted model, not a curated record
CCAGUCGGAAUUAGGUUAUUUCUGACACAUAAAUCAAUCCCUUUAGUGCCUCCACCUGUACAAAUUUGUACCCUAUGACGUAAUUUUCCAUCAUUAAAAUUCUUUGAAUGUCCAAAUUUCACCAACAUUGGCUUAAGACCAUUGUGAUUUACAAGAGUAUAUAUUUUUUGUCUUAUGUGGUGGAAAUCAGCUUCCAUAGAUAUGACCCCCAAAAACAAUGAAGAAUCUCCCAAUGCAGUUUGGAUCUUGGGGAAACUUGAGCCUGUCAGUUCUGACUAAUUAAACUCAUGUUUUGUUUCACAGCACCACAGCCCAUGUCUUCAUCCACCGUAAAUCAAACAGUCCAUUCUUCAAGUAAGCCUGCCGCUGCUCCAAAGGUAACUAACAACCAACAACCCGCCAUGUCCACCGUCACUCAGAUGGUCCAGCCUGCCCCGGUGAUAGUGUCACAACCACUGACUGAAGUUCCUGGGCCGAUGCGAUGUCCUUCCUGCCAGCAGCAGAUCGUCACAGAGACGACAUUCAUCAAUGGAAAGAUGGUGUGGGUCAUCUGUGGUGUUCUUGGCAUUUUUGGGUUCUGGCCGUGUUGUUUGAUUCCUUUCUUUGUGAAUGCCUGCAAGGACGUGGAGCAUCACUGUCCAGGCUGUAAAAGCCUCAUCCAUGUGUACAAACGCAUGUAGCAAAAAAAAGUUUAUUAAAGUGUUUAUAAAACACAUUUGUUAUGGCAUGAAUAAGGUGUUGUGGCUAUUUAAUGAUGGUGACAGAAUCAUCAUGUAGUGGCCUGAUUCACUAAUCACAUAAAGAGUCUUAUCUUUCAUUGUAUUAGGAAUGUUUAAUACUAAUAUAUUUCACAUUUUAAGUAUAAAAGCUCUAUGACCCCACCGCAUGCAGGCCAGCAGUGAACAGAUAAUCUGAAGAACUUUAAAAGCACAUGAUGUACAAAAAAGUUUUUGACUACUGUGCAAUUUAGACAACACAGACAUCAAGAAUCAGUGUAUGAAUCCCAACAAUGGUGACAACAAUCAGAUAAAACUCACAAGCUACUACAAAGUUGCAGCAAAAACAACAACAAAAAUAAAAGUAGAUGAUAAGGCAAGGCAAGGCAAGUUUAUUUAUAUAGCACAUUUCAU